CCUCAGGCUCCAAACAAACUUCUGGCGCAGUAGUGAAAGAAGCCAGGAGUGUGAGGGCUUCCAACUCAUCAUCUGCUGAAAACCAAGGAGCACACAGUCACCACCAUGUCAAGCAAGCGUGCCAAGGGGAAGACUACCAAAAAGCGCCCCCAGAGGGCCACCUCCAACGUCUUUGCCAUGUUCGACCAGUCCCAGAUCCAGGAAUUCAAGGAAGCUUUUAACAUGAUCGACCAGAACCGUGAUGGAUUCAUCGACAAGGAAGACCUGCAUGACAUGUUGGCUUCUCUGGGCAAGAACCCCUCAGACGACUACCUAGAGGGGAUGAUGAGCGAGGCUCCAGGGCCAAUCAACUUCACCAUGUUCCUCACCAUGUUUGGGGAGCGGCUCAAUGGCACCGACCCUGAAGAUGUCAUCCGGAAUGCCUUUGCCUGCUUUGAUGAGGAAGGAUCUGGAGUGAUUCAUGAGGACCACUUGCGGGAACUGCUCACCACCAUGGGUGACCGCUUCACUGACGAGGAAGUGGACGAGCUUUUUCGGGAGGCGCCCAUUGACAAGAAGGGCAACUUCAACUACACCGAGUUUACUCGCAUUCUCAAGCACGGUGCCAAGGACAAGGAUGACAUGUAGACGGUACCUUGUGUCCCGGCCCUCACGCCUGCUCCUGCUGACACCCCCAAAUCGCCUACACCCCUUGCUGACCUUCAGCAGCUGUGCACACCGCAGCAACACGCUCGCAUCGAGAUCCCUCUGUGGUCUUAUCAAGUCCACUUUCUCAAAGAUGACCCUAACCGUAAAGCGCUCCCCUACUCUUGGGCCUGAGAUUUGAUCUGAUCAGGAAGUCAAGUUUCUUUCAUUUCCAUUUGUCCUGUAUUUACGGUAAUCUAAGCUCAGAAGCAUGUAUGAGCUGUUCUUCAGGUGUUCUCCAUCGCUGGUCGACUCCAGCGAUCGAAACUCCAGUGAAUGAAGUAGAAAUUCUUGGUUUUUAGGACACUCCGUAGACAUUCAUCUUUGCACUUCCUCUAAGAUUGUUUUAACACUUAAUAUCAACACAGACAUUGAAGCUAAACUGCAAAAAAUAAGAUCCCAUCUGGGAACUUGAUAAAAAUAAAAAGAAGUAAUCUAGAGUAUUGAACACUGUUCCAACUCACUGUAAGUGCUGAGCACUGAGUGUAAGGAAACAGAGGAAGGAUAUAAGUCAGAAGUUAAAUCAGCUGAAUUGCUUGACAUGUGUCAUUAUCAGCGGACACUGCCGAAAAUGUACUGCACUGUGCAUCGCUAUGGGACAACUGUGUUGUGCACUGCUCCACCUGCUGUGAACAGGACAUGUUACUCGGUGCGAAGGUUAACUUGUACACUAGUGUAGAUGUGUGAGAGCCAGUCACCGCAGGGUGUACUGUACAGAGAUGUACUCUAUUCAUGUGGACCAAAGGAAAAUGAGCUCUUGUACAGAGUAGUUCAGUUCCACUGAGUUUUGUCGUUUGUUCCUAAGUACACACCAUAUUUUCUACAUCUAUUUUUCUUUUUUUUACUGGAAAGGAAUAAAAUAAAAUACCUUCCCCUCUAAA
Molecule: messenger RNA, 1565 nt
Organism: Scleropages formosus (Asian bonytongue)
Lineage: Eukaryota; Metazoa; Chordata; Actinopteri; Osteoglossiformes; Osteoglossidae
Product: myosin regulatory light polypeptide 9
Exons: 4
Coding region: 106-627 (173 amino acids)
Molecular function (GO): calcium ion binding
Source: RefSeq, a predicted model, not a curated record